GUUUGUCGUGUGCUCGUCCUCUAUCCCUCUGCUCUCGGAUAAGGCCGAGUAUAUAUCAGCCCUGCCGCCUCCUCACCUGCACCCAUCGCUCCAUCUCCACCGCCGCAAUGUCCACAAAGCUCAAGAUCGCCAUCACCGGCUGCACCGGCAUCAUCGGGACCCAUGUGGUGCGGUAUGCCCUCGAGCAGGGACACGACGUGGUCGCCAUCGACCGCGCGCCGCGCGACAAGGGGCUCGCAGCGAUCGGGAUCACGGACGAGGGCUUCAAGUACGUCGAGGCUGACGCGACCGACUAUGACGCGUUCAAGGCCGCCGCGGAGGGGUGCACUGCUCUGAUCCACCUUGCUGCUGUUUACACGCUUCGUGCACCCGACGGCACCAUCCUCCGCGAGGUGCCCCAGCACGUCAUCCACAACACCAACACGGCCAUGUCGUGGAACGCGCUCAGUGUCGCGCAAGCCCUGGGCAUCAAGCGCGUCGCGAUGGCGUCCAGUGUCAAUGCCGUCGGCAUGAUCUUCUCCAACCUCCCGCAGUUCGACUACAUCCCGCUCGACGAGAAGCACCCGCUGUACCCCGAGGACGCGUACAGCGUGUGCAAGCGCGAGAGCGAGAUCCAGUGCGAGGCUUUUGCCCGCCGCUACCCCGGCAUGCGGAUCGCGAGCCUGCGCUUCCACUGGGUGAUCCCCGACUCGCUCGCGUACGACCCCGUCGCACUCGACGAGAAGAAGGGAACUGAACGCGACCUGUGGGGCUGGGUGUCGACCAGCCAGACGGCGCGCGCGUGUCUCCUGUCGCUCACUGCGCCCGAGAGCACCUUCCCGCCUGGCCACGAGGCCUUCUUCAUCGUCGCCCCCACGGCCGUGCAACGCCGCCUCAGCUCUGAACUGCUGGAGGAACACUACCCCGAGAUCAAGGACAUUCGGAGGACGUUUACCGGCAACGAGGGGUUCUACGAUGUUAGUAAGGCGGAGAAGAUGCUGGGUUGGAAGGAGAAGGCCUUCUUGUGGACGCCGGGGUCGGCAUAG
Molecule: messenger RNA, 1025 nt
Organism: Vanrija pseudolonga
Lineage: Eukaryota; Fungi; Basidiomycota; Tremellomycetes; Trichosporonales; Trichosporonaceae
Gene: dfrA
Product: Putative dihydroflavonol 4-reductase
Exons: 4
Coding region: 108-1025 (305 amino acids)
Source: RefSeq, a predicted model, not a curated record